This is a messenger RNA of Musca domestica (house fly), 6124 nucleotides long. RefSeq lists its product as uncharacterized. The record is from RefSeq and is a predicted model, not a curated record. The coding region runs from base 589 to 5328 and encodes 1579 amino acids. The transcript has 8 exons. Lineage: Eukaryota; Metazoa; Arthropoda; Insecta; Diptera; Muscidae.
CAGUUUUUCCAACUUCCCAACAUCCUCGCUGCAGUUAUUUGAAAGAGAAAAUAAAUAAAAUAGCUACAAUAGAAAAGAAAAUCCCAAAACAGAAAUUUCCCCCCUAUUUCCCAUAACCCCAGACAAAGACUGAAUGAAUGCCGAAUUGUUUCUUAGCCACGAAAGGAAAGUAAGAGUGAAAUCCGCCGCGGUAGCAGGAAAAUUUACUUAGUAUGUCAUAGCAGCGAUAGCAACGGAGUGUUGUGGAGUCUGCGUAAUUGGCAAGACAAGAAGUCAAGGAAAGCUAAAAACAGCAACAACAACAACAACAUUUAGAAAAUGUCAUUUGUUAAUAAGCCGGUUGCUAAAUAACCAUCAAGCUCUACAAAAACAACAAAAGCGACGAGGCCAUUGAAGCUUUGUUGGUGGGGGACCGACCAUUUAUGGAGACACCGAUUUUAGUGGUUUCUGUUGAUGUUCAUUUCCAUCUCUCCCUCUCCCCCUUCUCCGGCUCUGAAUCAUUUGUCAUCCAGCAGCAGAUUGUGAUCUGAUAGCCUGCCGCAUUGGCCACAGAAGAAAGCCUUAAAAAUUUUAAAAUUUUGUAAAACAAUGGCUGUACAAAACCAAAGAUUACCAAAAGAUAAUUUAAAGUCAGCAAUGCCAGUGCCACCACCACCAUCAGCCGUCAUGGCUCCAUCACCAUUUGCAGCAACAACACAAACGACAUCAGCAGCUUCAGCUAAUUUAUCAAUGCCCACGACAAAAGCCAACUAUCAGGCGCAGGCGCCGCCAACAGCAGCAGGUUCAUCAUCAUCAGCAACAGCAGCAACGACAAUAAAUCCGAACUCAUCAGCACCUGCACAUCAGCAGCCAUCAUCAUCCUCCACCUCUCCAAAUGCGGUGACAUCAGCCCAAACGAAUGCCAAUGGUGGACCCCGAGUGUCAUUUAAUCGAGAUGUUCAUGUCAAACGAAUUGGAAAACGUUCCAACGAUUUAACGAAUUUCGAAACUACAAAUCUUCUGCCACCCCAACAGUACGUGGCCCCUGCCUACCAUCAAUUGCCUGCCGAUUUAUCUGCCGAAAAUAUACAAAAAGAGGCUGCCUUGGUCUUGGCCCAAGCGAAGCGCCAUAAAAGCAUUGCCGAGAAUGGUGAUAACAUACCCACAUUUCGGGUGAAAACUAAACGUUCGGGAGAAUCGGCGGCCACAAAUCCCAAAAAGUUCCAUUCCUUGCCUUCACGUAAGAAAAAGCCACCUGCCGCCAAGCCGGUGACGCGCAGCAGCAGUGACGCAGCUGGCAAGAAGCCCACAAAGAGGCCCUCCAUAUUUAGCCUGUUUAGCCGGAAAAGUGAUACGAAUAUCAAUCAGGCGGAAAGGGAUCCACGUUUCGAGGAUAGCGGAGGUCGUCGUUUGGUGCGCAGUAAAAGUGAUGUGGGCUCCUCGUCGUAUCGUUUGAAGAAGGUCUUAAAGGAACCCAAGUCAGCGUUAUCGGCCGGAUCAAAUAAACAUUUGCCCACCCAGCUGAGUCCCAUCAUCGAAAACGAUUCCAAGGACGAUUACUUCGAAGAGGAUUUCGCCAAGCACACACGAGUACGCCGCAAAUCGGAAGCCAUCACAGAUAAGGAAAAACAUGAAAGUGCCAUCAAUGAGCUGUUAGGUCGUAGCCGCUCCCAGCCGGAAGUCGAUGGUGUUGGUCUGGUGGGACGCAUACCAGUGUCCGACGUUAUAAAAGAGAAAAUUCUAAGCCUACAAGCCAAGUCACAAGAGAACAUGCAUAGCUCCCAGUUGCCGGUGCAGAAAUUGCCGCUGACCAAGGGUCACACGGUGAAUGGUAUGGUGAAACGUCUGUCCAUGGAAAGGUUUUCACCCCCGCCCACCAUAUCGGGCCCAGCCUUCUCCUACAUACGGCCCAAUGAGGGUAUUACCUAUGCCCAGCUGGAGCUGCAGGAUGAGCCAGCAUCCAGAACCACCCUGCCGCGUCGGGAAUACACCCGCUCCCCGGUAAGGGAAUAUCGCUCCCCCGUACGGGAAAUGCGUUCCCCCUCCCGGGACAUUUUCACCCCGGAUCGUGAACUCGUUACGACCACCGUAAUAAAUCGCAGCAUUAGCAAACCUGAGGAUCAAACCGAUUUCAUUGGAACUAGUCAACGCAACAACUACUCGCCCAGCUACAACACCAACAAUGGCACCACCACCAUACACAUUGGUGGCUCGUUCUCCCCCUCACCCUGGCAAAUGUUGUCGCCACGCAAUCUCAGCGAUGAGGAUGAGGGUUUGGGUCUAGAGACCCGCAAAUAUUAUGAAGAUGAGCAACUCAAACGCAGUAAGUCGCCAGCCGAACCGCCCAUUGUUCCCAAGAUACGCAGCAUUACGCCACCGCGGGAGAAUGGCUAUCAUGCCGGAGAACGUUAUCACACACCCAAUCGUGAUGUGAAUCCCAACGAUGAUAUGGGUUAUCGUCGGGCCCGUUUGGAGUCCCGGAUCCUAACCCGGCGAUUUGGUGACUCUGGCACCCUGGAACGUAAUGGCUAUUCGCGGGAGAACUCCCAUGAACGUCUGCUGGAGGAGCGUGAAAAUUAUCCACCCAAACGUUAUCUCAGCCCCGAAAGGGAGUUGCAUCGGGAACCCUAUGAGCCCAUGCGUUAUCACAAGCCCGAGGUAAAGGAGAUCCUGAAUAAAUAUUCUCCCGAGAGGAGUCAUCUCGACAUUAUCUCUCCCUCGACGGUGGUUGCGCCACCACCCAAUGGCACCAUGGAAAAGACAUCGCGUUACAAACACACCAAAUACUAUGAUGAUGGUCAUGGUGGGGUUAAGGAGGUCUAUGAACGGGAAACCCAAUUCGACACGGAUGGGAAGCCUCAUGUACGCGAAACCAGACACCGGGAACGUCUGGACUCCUACACGGGUAAGGUGAUACGCGAAAGUUCACCCAUAAUAGAGCCACGACAUCGUGAGCGUUUGGAUUCGUAUAGCAAAAAUGCCCGAGAUAGUUCUCCAUCGCUUUUGGAGGCAAGACACAGGGAACGUUUGGAUUCGUUUACCCACACAAAGACCACCCGGGAUAGUUCACCGCUCAUGGAGCGACAAUUGAUUACGGACUAUGAACCCAAGUCAUUUGAUUCACAAUUCACGACGACCGAUCAAUAUCGUUCGUCACCGGAAAAUAUGAAACGUUAUGAUAUGAAUUCAGAUCGAGGGGUGAAUACAGGGCGGCUAAGUAGUGAAGAUCGCUGGCACAGCAGCUUGAAGAGGGAUAAGCUGCAACAGCGAAGCUUUGACAAGGGCGAUUCGGGUAUUGAGAAUGAUUUCCGCAAGGAGUCGUUCAAUGGAGACCUGGUGACACGAUGGCGCAAACCCACCACUGACGACAACAUUAAAUCCUGUGAGAGUUUCCUGAAAAAAGAACGUCGCUACUGUGAACACGAACGCCAACCAAGGCGAUCCGAAAACUACGCCUAUCGCGAACGCUCCAUAGACGAUGGCUCACAUUUCGAUCCCAAUUUGGAUAAAUAUCACGGCAGCAGUGCCACUCUAAAGCGUCGCGAUCAACAAUCGCAGACAGUUCACCAUGAUCAGGAGAAAACGAGUACCUCAACGCUGAAGCGUUCCAAGAAAUUGGGUGGCUUUGAGAAAGUCAAGCAGCUCUUUACCGGUGGCAACACCAGUGGCGAUAAAAAGGACCCUGAGCGCAAGAGCAUGAGCAGCAGCACCAGCAGUAGUGCCGGUACCCAGCAGACCAUUAAACCAAAAGAUAAAGACAAAUAUAUGGUCAAGGAGGAGGAGAUACGAUCACGUUAUCGUGUCAACGGUGUGGUGACCAAUGGCAGCAGUAGUAGCGGUGGUGAACGCGGAGGAGGAGGAGUUGGUGUCGCCACACAAACUCCGGAGAGCAUAAGGGAACCAAAGGCCAUUGACAUAUCCAUGCGUCGUCGUUUGUCGACCCCAAAAGCUAGUCCACUUUUAUUGAAACGUACCUCAUCGGAUAAAAAUCGCAAAGAGUCGCCCUUGGCUAAGCCGGAGAAGACCAGUUGGUUUAAGUCGCUGGAUCGCCGAGCCAAAAGUAAAUCCAAGGAGAAGCUCAACUCCACAACGGAAACCUCGAGUUUGAAGAGAAGCAAAAAUAGCCAUCACAGUACGUCAACACCUCAAGCCCCAGCCGCAACCAAAAAUCUAAGAUUUUUCGGUGAUACAGAUUUGGAUUCGAAUCCGCCCACAAUAUCCAAGGGCACAACGUUGCAUAAAUCUCGUCCGCCAAUAUCCAGUAAUCUAAAUCGUUCGCAAAAGUAUUCCCAAAGUGCCUAUCACAUUGAUCGCAUACGUUCCGAUAGUCCGCAGCGGGAUGAUUAUCGCCAUAGCUUGGCAUCGGGCAGCAAAUCGUUGGGCCUAACCAGCACCACGACCAGCAGCAGUGCCACAACGGCAACAGGCUCUUCCACCCGUCAUAAGAGUAAUUCCAUGCACAACUUGGAUAAUCAGGGUAACGAUGAAGUUGAUUUUCGUCGCAGACGUCAUUACUCACGUUCACGUGAGCUGGAUCACAUAUCGGAAAGUGGUUCCGAGACCGAAGAUCAGGAAACAAAAUUGAGACCAGGUUUAAUGGCAGCGCGCACACUGUCACGGGAUCGCUUGGAUCGUACAACGCGAUAUGAUGAGCAUUCAUAUCGCCGCAGUAACGAGAGGCCAAUAUCGUCGACACCAAAUGGUGGCGAUACCAGUAGCGGUACUCAGCCACCACCUCAGGCGCCGUCGCAUCAACAUCAGCCAAGGAGGACCCAACCCUAUCUGAUGGGUCCACCCAAGCCAGCACGUAGUGCUGAACGAAGAGCAAUGUCUUAUUCAAGAGAACGUGAUCGUUUCCCUGCCGAAAGUUCCGGUACUGAGGGCGAAUCCAGCCUCCAUAGUCAACGCAGUGUGGUCUAUUUGCAUGCCACAACCGUAGGUGCCAUACCACAGCCAUAUCAGUUGAGACGCCGCUCCAUAUCGCGUGACGACUUGCGUUCGAACAAAUCCAAGGCGACGAAUCAACCACUACAGCCAAUGACACGCACCGUAUCACGUUCGGUCUCAAUGCUGGCACCGUGGAAACCAAAAUUGAUCAGUGAAGGCUAUGAAAUCAAUUAUUCUCAGGAACAAAAUAAAACGAUGGCAACACUGCCCCGAAAACCACCAGCGCAUGGCGGCAGCAGUACCAUGACACGCUCAAGUCGAAAAUCCGAACCACUGUCAACGCGAAAUGGUACACGACGCCAUUUGGACUACACGAAAGACGACCAGUCAUCGUUGAGGAAUUCAUCGACCACAAGCGCUUCUAAAUCGGGACUAUCGACGAAUUUACAUCGUAAAAAAUAAACAACAACAAUAACAACCAGCAAAUGCUACGAUUUACGAGAGUUUUAUUUUUAAGUGUCUAUUUAAGGAGAAGAGACCACACACAACUAAAUGUCCGUAUUAACCAAAUGCAAUACUUCUAACUUAUGAUGUAGCCUGAGGAAGAGGAAACGAUUACAGCAACAACAACAAAAAUGAAGAAAAUAUUUUUACUAAUAAUAAUAAUUUUCUAAUCCUAAACAGUAAUCCUUAAAAAAAAGUAGGAAGCUAAUUGAAUGAGAUAUAAGUAAAUUUUAAGUGAAAAAAAAUCGAAAAACGGGAAGGAAAACGACAAGAAAAGAGUCAGCAUAUAUAUUAUCUUUCCGCUCAGCUUUAUGAAAGCUCAACAAUAAAAAGGUGCACUCUUUAAAAUUAAACAUCAAAUAAAGGAAAAAAAACAACACUUGUUGGAAAUAAUUACGAAUUACAUACCUUCGAUUUGUAGUUAUGUAAGGUUUAAUUUUUAUUAAAUAAUAAAAAAUAAUAAUUUGUUUUUCUUUUUUCUUUAUGGAAUUCUAAUCAUAUAUUUUGAUAAGUGUAUGAAACAUAUAACAGCAAUAAUGGUUAUUGAACAAAAGUUGGCUUAGCUUUAAAGCUUUAACAAUUUUCAUUUCUCUCUUACCGCUCGAUAAUGUUAAGUUUUUAAGUUCUUAAUAAUUAUUAAUAAUAUUAUUAAUUUCUCUUAUUAAUAUUUUUGUUUUGUAAGUGCGUACGAGUUUACUAAAAAACCAGCGAUAAAAAAUGUAAUGAAGUAAUUUUUUCUUUUUGUAUUAAUUUA